This is a messenger RNA of Trichoplusia ni (cabbage looper), 4309 nucleotides long. It is a transcript of the gene Top3beta, whose product is annotated as DNA topoisomerase 3-beta-1. The transcript has 15 exons. Gene Ontology annotation, cellular component: nucleus. Gene Ontology annotation, biological process: DNA topological change. Gene Ontology annotation, molecular function: DNA topoisomerase type I (single strand cut, ATP-independent) activity; DNA binding. The coding region runs from base 93 to 2648 and encodes 851 amino acids. NCBI's taxonomy places the organism in Eukaryota, Metazoa, Arthropoda, Insecta, Lepidoptera, Noctuidae. The record is from RefSeq and is a predicted model, not a curated record.
CAACCUGUCAUUUGUUUUCGGAAAUUGGAAAUCGGGGAACCGUGGACGAUAAUAAUUCAUGUUGAAACAUCGUUAAAAUCAAGUAAAACAACAUGAAGACGGCUCUAAUGGUGGCUGAAAAGCCAUCGUUAGCACAGAACCUGGCUAGUCUACUUAGCAAUGGAAAAUGUAGCACAACCAAAUCCAUCAAUAAUGCUUGUUCUGUUCACGAAUGGAAUGGGACGUUUAGAAAUGAGCCUGUACGUUUCAAAAUGACUUCCGUAUGCGGACACGUUAUGAGUUUGGAUUUCACCGGUAAAUACAAUAACUGGGACAAAGUGGACCCUGUGGAGUUGUUCAGUUGUCCGACAGAGAAGAAGGAGGCUAUGUGUCGGCUUAGAAUACCUGCAUUGCUGGCGCAGGAGUCACACGGUUGUGAUUACCUUAUACUGUGGCUUGAUUGCGAUAAAGAAGGAGAGAACAUAUGUUUUGAGGUAAUGAGUUGUGUAGCUCCCUACAUGAAAGGAGAUGUAUCAUCACCGUUAGUGACAUUCCGUGCCAAAUUCUCAGCUAUUACGGAAAAAGAUAUCAAAGCAGCCAUGUUGAAUCUCGGUCGGCCUAAUGAGAAUGAAUCCAGGAGUGUGGAUGCCCGACAAGAACUUGACUUGCGUAUUGGUUGUGCAUUUACUCGGUUCCAAACUAAAUAUUUUCAAGGAAGAUACGGAGAUUUAGAUGCAUCACUGAUAUCAUACGGACCAUGCCAGACACCUACACUAGGUUUCUGUGUUCAACGUCAUGACGAGAUUCAGACAUUCAAACCAGAGACAUUUUGGGUUCUGCGGGUUACUGCCAGUACUUCUGAAGGCAGAGAACUUCCUUUAGAGUGGAAAAGGGUCCGAAGUUUCGAGAAAGACAUAGCCCAUAUGUUCUUAGCUGGUAUAAAAGAGAUAAAGGAAGCUACUGUGGUUGAUAUCCAAGCUAAGGAGAAAGUGAAACCUCGCCCAGCUGCUCUGAACACUGUUGAGUUGAUGAGGGUUGCUAGUGCUGGACUCGGAAUGGGACCACACCAUGCCAUGCAGGUGGCAGAGCGAUUGUACACUCAAGGUUAUAUUUCGUAUCCCCGUACUGAAACAACAAGCUACCCAGAGAAUUACGAUCUGAUGGGUACUCUACGUCAGCAACAGAACGCCAGUAAAUGGGGAGCAGAAGUCCGUGCUAUAAUAGCGAACGGUAUCAACCGCCCGAAGAAGGGUCACGACGCUGGCGACCAUCCUCCCAUCACACCUAUGAGGCUUGCUACCGAAGCAGAACUGGACGUCGACGCGUGGCGAAUUUACGACUACGUCACGCGUCACUUCAUAGCGACGCUGUCACGUGACUGCAAAUACCUCUCCACCAUCAUCACCUUCCAAAUAGGCUCGGAAACCUUCAAGUAUACCGGGAACACGCUAGUUGAUGCUGGAUAUACAGAAAUUAUGCAUUGGCAGGCGUUUGGCAAGGACGAAUUCGUUCCGUUACUGAACGUUGACGACGUGCUGCGCGCUCACGACCACCGCCUCGUUGAGUGUCAGACCUCACCGCCAGACUACCUCACUGAAUCCGAAGUGAUCACGUUGAUGGAGAAACACGGUAUCGGUACCGACGCGUCGAUCCCCGUCCACAUCAACAACAUCUGUCAGAGGAACUACGUCACGGUCGGCAGCGGACGGCGGCUAGUACCCACCAAUCUGGGGAUAGUACUCGUGCAUGGAUACCAAAAGAUCGAUCCCGAACUCGUGUUACCAACGAUGCGAUCGGCCGUGGAAGAGCAGUUGAAUCUCAUAGCUCUUGGUCGAGCAGACUUCCACGCAGUGUUGGCUCAUACCACGGAGAUAUUCAGACGCAAGUUCCAGUACUUCGUGAGGUCUAUAGAGGCCAUGGAUCAGCUGUUCGAAGUCAGUUUUUCGUCGCUCAAGACUAGCGGGAAGGCGCUGUCGAGGUGCGGCAAGUGUAGGCGUUAUAUGCGGUAUAUACAGGCGAAGCCCGCCCGCCUGCACUGCUCGCACUGCGACGACACGUACGGCCUGCCGCAGAACGGGACGGUGCGCAUCUACCGCGAGCUCAAGUGUCCGCUCGACGACUUCGAGCUGCUGUCGUGGUCCUCCGGCAAUAAGGGCAAGAGCUUCCCGCUCUGCCCCUACUGCUAUAACCAUCCGCCUUUUAGGGACAUGAAGAAAGGUUUCGGCUGUAAUUCGUGCACGCAUCCAACGUGUCCUUACGGUGUGAACUCGACGGGAGUGUCGGGCUGCGUGGAGUGCGAGGCCGGGGUCCUCGUGCUAGACCCCUCCGCGCCCAAGUGGAAGCUGGCCUGCAACCGCUGUGACGUGAUCAUCAACAUAUUCGAGGAGGCGAGCCGCGUGAUGGUGAGCGACGUGGCGUGCGCGCAGUGCGGCGCGCAGCAGCUCAGCGUGGAGUACCGCGCCGAGCGCACGCGCCUGCCCGCCGCCAUCACCGACAUGACCGCCUGCCUCUACUGCGAGCCCAGCUUCAGCGCGCUCGUUGAGAAACAUCGCGCGGUAGCGUCCCGCGCGCCUGUGUCUCGCGGUCGCGGCGCUCGCACGCGCGGCAACAAGCACCGCAACAAGCAACCCAAGGACAAGAUGGCGCAGCUAGCCGCGUACUUCGUUUAACAAUAAUUGAGCUUUUUUGUUUCACAUUUGUAUUUUUGUUUGGAUACCGUAUGUCAGUGGUGAUGUUAUUCUUGUAUACUCAAUUAUACCAAAUCAAUAAGACGAUAUUUCUGGUAACGCAUACAGUUUAAGCCAAAGAGGUUUGUACAUGAAUACGCUUAUUAGGCACCUCGUGCACACUCCUUUUAAUACUAAACUAUACAACAGUUUCAGGUUUUUGCACGUUUUACUUUCCUAAAACAGACCUUAUAACAACGCAUUACGAUAAUAUUUUUUUUAAUUCAUUCAAAUUCAUUGCCACUGAUAUGCGGUAGUCGAUUUAUUUUAGAACCAAUUGAAGCUCAUCGUUCUUACAUGUACCGUAAAAUUUUUGUAUGAAUAACUGUAAAUGAAAUUAAAGCAAAAGAUUUAUGAAGGGGGACUUAGUUAACACUUGUAUUAACAAUUUAAUGCGAAAAACCACCUUAUUUACAUCCAGUUAAAGAUAGUUUUGUAACUUAAUAUUAAUAUAUUGGGUUCGUUACACACGUCGGGCGUGGAGAUGAAUAUUGUUUUUAUUAAAAGUUCGUUCCAUUUCACGAAAGAAUGUACAGAAUUUCACACAAGAAAUCAUAUACUUCCAACCCUAUGUACUUAAAUUAUCUGUCAUUGUAAUUUAAGUAAAAAUACAUUGACUCAAAGUUUAUUAUAGCUUGUGUAUUAAUUCAGUCAAAAAAUGGGAAUAGGUAUGUUUGUAUUAUAGAUAACCAACUCAUAUAUUGUGGUUAUUUACUAGCUAAAGAAAUGCAACUAAUCUCUAAGACAUCGUAAAGUUUCAUACAGAGUCUUAAGCGUCUUAAAUCUGUAUAUCAUUAUCGUUUUCGUAAUAAAUGCUAAGUUUUGUAUCAAUUUAAUAUGAAAUAGAAUAAACAUAAGGUACAAGUAUUUAAAAUUAAUAUUAAUGUAAAAUAUUGUACUUGUACCGACGUCUAUAUUAAAAGAACUUUUUUCAUUGUAAGAGCGAGACACCGCUACGAGUAAUAAAGUGCCGUUUCGCUUGCACAACGACAAGUCUUAAUAUAAGAGUCCAUUGUAAACGCGUUUUGUCACUAAGAAUAUACUACUAGUAUUAUAGUAAUACUGUCCUAUAAUAUUUGUUUGAUCUGAGUAGCAUUUCUCUCUUCAUAGGCUUUAUAAGAAUUAAGUUUGUAAUAAGAACUAAAUAAUAAUUAAUAUAGGAUAAACUGUAUUAAAAGUAUAUGUAGUCAAAGUGAAAAGUUUCAAUUCAUUGUCUCUGUCUUGCACUUGUAGUUUGAUGAUUGUGUGAGAGGGAUAGCUAUAGCUCGAGCAGCUGUAGUGCAAGCCGUUUGGCUUUUUAAUAUAUUUAGUAAUGAAAUCGUGUGUUUUAAGUUUAGAAUUCUUUUUUGUUCGCUUUUAACUGAAUAUAUGAAAUAGAAUUAUGUAUAUGUGUUACAUACUGUAAUUUUGCUCUGGUUUUCUGGCAUACAUAUUAUAUAUUAUAUACUUAAUAAAUUGAAAACAUAUUAAGUAACAACAUACGUUUAAGUUAUACUCGUUAAUUGAUCAUUUACCAUGUAUUUAGUUUGCUUGUAUACUUAACCUUAAAUGAUAAUGGAGUAUAUUUAUUUGUAACAUAACUUAAAUAAAUCAAUUGUAACCGA